Messenger RNA from Anopheles nili, 2395 nucleotides. RefSeq names its product interferon-related developmental regulator 2 (gene Ifrd1). The transcript has 3 exons. Bases 298 to 1620 code for a protein of 440 amino acids. Lineage: Eukaryota; Metazoa; Arthropoda; Insecta; Diptera; Culicidae. The record is from RefSeq and is a predicted model, not a curated record.
CCCCACCCUUCCGCGGUCAAAGGGAAGGGAAACUCAACUGCUGCAAGUCGUUGCGCGAAAGGGCGCCAAUUAGCGUGAAUUGCGAAACGGUGGUGUUCUCUUAGAACGUCCUCGCGUUUCAGCUCGACCGGGAGUGCACGUCACCAAUCAACCAGCCCAGUCCUUUAGCACCUUUCAAGGACAUCUCACGAUCACCUGUGCACGCCACUUAGUCUGAAGUAGCCGUGCAUUUAGUUCUGCAGCACAGGAGCAACCCCCUCGCGCCCCCCACCCCUGCAGCAAACGCCAUAAUAAACCAUGCCACGAAAUCGGAAAAAACAUUCAGGCGCCGACACCUGGCAACAGAAUAACGAUUUGUCCGACGACGACACGUCAAACGACAACGCGAGCACGUACUCCUACCAGUCGGAGACGCAGUUCGGCGAAGGAGGCCAACAUAAUGGCAGCAUGGAUUCCGGUGAAUCCGGCGAAUCCGGCAGCACCGGGUUCGAGAAGUACGAGGAGAAGCUGCUGCAAGCGAUCGAAAACGCGUCCGACAAGGCGCAGCAGACACGCAUCAAUGCGUUCCAAACCAUCAACGAGGUGCUGGUGCACCACUAUAUCCCGGAGUUCCUGGACGAUCGCAAGGUGACGCUGAUGGACGCGGUAGAAAAGUCGCUGCGGCGCGGCAAGGGCGCCGAGCAGUCCUGGGCAGCCCGUAUCAUCCCGCUGCUCGUGAUCCAGCUCGAGGCACCGGAAGAUAUCACUGAGAUGGUGACCGCCCUGAAGCCGGUGCUGCUCACCACGGCUCUGGAUGGUGCGGCCGCGUACGACGCUCGAGCGAAAUGUUGCGCUGCCCUUGGGUUGCUGUGUUUCGUGGGUGUUGAUGACCUCGGCGAGAUACUGCCGCUCAUGAAGGUGCUGCAGGGAAUCUUCGCUGGCAGCUACCUGAAGGGUGACAACAGCCCGAGUGGGGCAAAUGCGGAAGCUGGCGCUCUUCACAGUGCCGCCCUGGGAGCCUGGUCUUUGCUGCUUACAUUGUUGCCUCCGAGCGACCUGGUCGAGCUGGUGGUUGGCACUGGAACCGGAGUGGUACCGUCAUUGCGCCACCUCGUCGGUAUGCUGCAAAGCCCACACUUGGACGUGCGUAUGGUCGCUGGUGAAGCACUCGCGCUGAUGUUCGAGCUUGGACGUCAGCAUGACGACGAGUUUCUCGAGGACGAGCUGCCGGAGUUGAUUGAAGCCGUCCAGAAGCUUGCAACCGAUGCACACAAGUACCGGGCGAAGCGUGACCGCAAGGUACAGCGGGCCACCUUCCGGGAUGUGCUGCACUACCUGGAAGAGGACAUCUCGCCCGAGAUUUGCAUCAAGUUUGGACGCGAACUGCUCGUGCUGAACACGUGGGCCAUUCAUCAUCAGUACACCUGCCUGCGGAACGCGCUUGGAUUCGGUAUGAACGUGCAUCUUUCGGAGAACAUGUUCGUUCGGGAGGUGCUCCAGCUGGGACCGAAGGUGGACGAACCAGAGCGCCACCGGAAGACGGUGAAAGCUGAACAGCGGUUCAUCAAUGCGGCCGCUUUUAAGGCGCGCACGAUUUCGCGCGGGAAAAACCGUGACAAGCGAUCGUUUGCGCUCAACUGAGCGGUGUCCUCAGGCUCUAUCUUCUGUUCAUGCGCAAACCAAUCAAUCCCGUAGCUAAAUGGAUUACCAUUACUUCGAUUACUCCCGUACGGCUCCAGAGAAGGCUUAUUUUGAUCGUUUCGUUACGUUAUGCUGUUUUGUUGUUGCUGCAGCGAUGCAGAGGUUACUUACUAUGGACGGAUCCCACGUCAAGGAUUCACCGGUCCAGCCGGAUCCCGGGGGGUUCCAUUGACAUCCGUCCUCUUUAUCGAAAGGCUCAGAGCCUACCCCAACUGCCUAGGACGAAAUCAGGCGGCGAUACAGGAUGUCGCCGUCAUUCUACCCGAAUUACUACUGCUGCUACUAGACGCUUUUACUAGCCCCAAAUGUACCCUUCUAUCAUCCACCUGCUGCUCCCAGCUGGACUUUACCGUCCCGCUAAGGAGGAUGCAGAUUCCUUGUUCGUCCCCAUCUCCACCAACGUGCGUUUCGCGCGACGUUAUAUAGCAAAAGAAAAAGUAAAUAACAAAAUAUUAGUAAAAUUGAAAGCACACUCGAAACGGGCGCCUCUUUCUUCUGCUCGUUUAGGUAGACGUGUUACAGUCGUUAGUUGAAGGAAACGAAAAAUGGCGAAUUUUCUGAACUGUAAAUAAAAACCAAACGCUGUCAAGCCGGAUCUGGCCACCUAAACGUUGACACCCGGUAGCGACACCGGACGUGUUUUUACAUGUGUAUGCGCUGGCGAUUGCAUCUGUAUGAAACAAAUAAAAUAACAAUAAAUAGUCACGAUUCUGUA